Messenger RNA from Phytophthora nicotianae INRA-310, 453 nucleotides. RefSeq lists its product as hypothetical. The coding region runs from base 53 to 343 and encodes 96 amino acids. The transcript is spliced from 2 exons. NCBI's taxonomy places the organism in Eukaryota, Oomycota, Peronosporomycetes, Peronosporales, Peronosporaceae. The record is from RefSeq and is a predicted model, not a curated record.
CUCAUAAAUUAUACUAUGAGCGAAUGGAAGCGUCACUUGACUUUUGGGCAACAUGAGUGGCAUGAGGGCGACAUACAAGUUCCACGGCGAGGUGGUACACUCGUUCGAAAGCUUUCCGAGCGCCACCGAGGCGUCCAAUGAGUACGCUCCGCCACCCGGAGAAGAGCAGCUCAACCACUCGUACUCAGGCAAGAUGGACGGCGGCAAACCCAUGCCCGAGCUUAAAUCAACAGGCCCGUACGCCGCUCUCGUCACCGCCAUCAAGCGAGCGAAGGAGGACAGCGAGGGGUUCCUGAAGGACAGGGUGGAAGGUCCUGUGCCGGCCAAACUCUACAACCAAUAAAGCACGGAGCUGUGCACUUUACAACUUCAAUUUUACUAGCAUCCCUUUCAACAAACAAUGCGUUUUAUUUUUCAUCAAUUUCUAGAUGAGAAGAUCAGUUUCUUAAGGAC